This is a messenger RNA of Amorphotheca resinae ATCC 22711, 1446 nucleotides long. RefSeq lists its product as hypothetical. The transcript is spliced from 3 exons. The coding region runs from base 338 to 1213 and encodes 291 amino acids. NCBI's taxonomy places the organism in Eukaryota, Fungi, Ascomycota, Leotiomycetes, Helotiales, Amorphothecaceae. The record is from RefSeq and is a predicted model, not a curated record.
UCAACUCCUUCCACUCCCUCGACUGCCCCUCAACCCCUCCUCAAACUCCCUCUUCUUCCUCAUUCCCGCCUCUCGCUUCUCUCCCUCUCCCCUCUCACCUCAAGUAAAGAUGCGCAAGACUCCUUAGUCCAACGAUCAUACCGUCGUGACUGGAGGGCUCUUUCAUUAUUGUGGUCGAAUCAUUCGUUGCAAUCGUCCUUCUACAGUAUCCAAGCCCUUGCGUCAAGCGGCUUGUCUGGUUUAUCGCACGAGGCGAGUUUGUUCUCGUUCAGCGGCCUCGAAUACGACGUCAGAAUCUCGCCCGGCAGUGCAUCGAACCACAAAGGAUUGUGCCGCCAUGGGUUGCUGUGUCUCCAGCCCAUCACCCUACCCCGCGCAACAAGCCAAUUCUUCCUCCCGCGCCAUAAACUCCUCAGAACCUCAGUCGCAGGCUACCUUCCCAAGACCUUCCACCCCCGCCUCCAACUUGGUUCCUGGCAUACCCCACCCCUCCCAUAUUCACAGUCGCAGGCACCGCCAACAUGGAUCUUCACGACCGCUCUCCUAUGUCCUCAAUCGCCCUCUGAAACCGCAUGUGUGGCGGAGCGACGAUCGCACCUGGACACGAACAGAGUUAGACCGAGAACGUGUGGAAUUCUUUGACACCCGUGUGACCGGGCGCGCAGAAAUAUGGCAGGUGAUACACGCGGCUCUGGAAAUAUUAUGGAAUGGGGGCAGUGAUGGGGACCAAGAUGGAGGGUGGGCGACUGCGCAACAGAUUCUGGACGCAGCUGGGGUCACUGUUCCAACUGGUGACAUGGCUAGUGGGGUAUAUGAUGUUUUCGGCGCAUUCUACCAACUGCCGGAGUACAUUGUCUCAGAUCCGAUAAACAUGAUAGAAUCAGACCAGGCUGAGAGGAGUGGACCUUCCAGUGAGGAUGAGGAGGAGCUUUUGAGGCGCGGGGAAGAGGAUGGACAAAAGCCUCUUGAGCCAGAAGAUAUGAUGACUGUCAAAGCAAGGCGCAGUGACGGUCAGGCUCAAGAUCUAUGCAUAGACGUUCCCAAGGGAUGUUCUGUGCGUUUGUUGAUUGAGAGGUUCACCGAGGAAGCAAAGAUCUCGCCGCCGCAAGGUCUCAAACUCGCAUACCUGGGCAGAAUAUUGGACCCGAAACGGUCUCUCGAAUCCCAAGGAUGGCGGAACGAACAUGUGUUGAAUGCAUUGGUAUUUGGGUGAAGCUAUACAUACAUAGUGUUUCUUGUUUCUUCUCCAGAUUAGGCCCUCCUUGAUGGGGGUCCAAGGACGUUUUCUCUGCAUGAUCCUCACGUUAUAGGAAGGACAUUGGGUAUACCCCGGGCGUUUUUGAAAUCCUCAGGUCUCGUUGUUGUCACGGCGUUCUUCAACCAAGCAUUUUUUAGCGUGCUGGCAAUCUGGCACGCAUACAUAGUUUCUCUCCAGUAUCCAAUACC